Messenger RNA from Achroia grisella, 1215 nucleotides. RefSeq names its product all trans-polyprenyl-diphosphate synthase PDSS2-like. The transcript has 2 exons. The record is from RefSeq and is a predicted model, not a curated record. Gene Ontology annotation, molecular function: prenyltransferase activity. Bases 1 to 1215 code for a protein of 404 amino acids. NCBI's taxonomy places the organism in Eukaryota, Metazoa, Arthropoda, Insecta, Lepidoptera, Pyralidae. Gene Ontology annotation, biological process: ubiquinone biosynthetic process; isoprenoid biosynthetic process. Gene Ontology annotation, cellular component: mitochondrion; transferase complex.
AUGUCAGUUUCGUAUGCAGUUUCCCGCGUAAUGAGGCGCGCGUCGCCGUUCCUUUUUCAAAAAAGAUACGAGUCGACGGUGGCCAGUUUGACGAAAGAUGAAAUAUUGUUACUGUUAAGACCUCCAUCAUCAAAUUGGAGUAAUAUAAUUAGGGACGCAGAGAAAGUAGUCGGAUAUCCGACCUCAUUUAUGAAUUUGAGAUGUCUACUGAGCGACGAGUUUGCUAAUUUGGCGUCAUAUUUAAGAACAUUGGUUGGCAGUAAUCAUCUUGUAAUGCAAACAGCCAAGAAUGUUCUUUACGGUGAUUCCAAAAAUCUACAGCCUUGGGGACUCAUCAUCUUGUUACUCUCCAAAUCAGUGAAGAACAACUCAUCACUUCCAGUGAAAAGAGUGGAAGAACAACAGCGGGUGUUGGCGGAACUAACGGAAAUGAAUAGAACAGGACACUUGAUUCAUCGCGGGAUCGUGAAUGUACCUUUCGCGAAACGAUCGGAAAAUACAGAUUCUGCAAUCUUCGGGAAUAAAAUUUCUCUUUUACUUGGCGAUUACCUUCUAGUUACAGCAAACGGUAUGCUAGCAAGUUUGAGAAACUCUGAUGUGUCUUAUAUUAUAUCUUCAGGAUUAAAAGAUCUGUCCGAAGGUGAAUUCUUCGGUGAAAGAGAUGAACAAAAUAUGCCAUUACCAGGAAAGCCUAAAUCAACCGGUGAAGACUAUCAAAUCACAUUCGAUACUACUUCAAUUAGCGUAGAACAAGUAAUUGGGAAAGCUAUGAGGGAGUGGACAGCUAGAACGGUUUUUAAUGGAGCCAGUCUAUUGGGCAGAGGAUGCCAAUCAGCAAUGGUUCUAAACGAACAGAGUAGAGAGAUGCAAAACUACGCUUACCAUUUCGGAUGUCACGUCGGUUUAGCGUGGCAGGCUGCUACCGAAUUGCAACAGUUAACGUCAGACAGCAAGGACCAGUUUUGCUUGGCAAGUGCUCCUGUACUUUUCGCGCUAGAGGGCAAUCCAAGUUUGUACGAAAUAAUCGAUCAAAGUAAAAAUGACGUAAAAGACGUUGAUUAUGAAGAUUUGAAAUUCCAUAUAUUGAAGACAGACGCGAUAGUUAAAACGAAGAAGCUUUACGAGGACCACGCUAAGAAAGCAACUGCGUACAUUGAAAGUAUGGGAGAGAACGAAUCUGUGGAUAUGAUUAAGAAAUUGGUUAAUACGUUUUGA